Molecule: messenger RNA, 7875 nt
Organism: Coregonus sp. 'balchen'
Lineage: Eukaryota; Metazoa; Chordata; Actinopteri; Salmoniformes; Salmonidae
Source: the annotation of a GenBank genome assembly
ACAAGCCUGUGUCUUCUCUCCAUCUCCAGCUGUGACGGUGAUGGAAGAGGAGGUGUCUCUGAGAGUGCUGCCGAUGGACCCAGCUGACAGGGGCACCCAGAGGGUCAGACUGGGCCCAGGGCUGAUGUCCUCCCUGGGGUUGGCGCUGGGCUCUCCUGUUCUGGUGGCUCUGUCUGGAGGAUCCUGUCUCUGUACUGCCUGGCCCAGGCCUGACCUAGCUGACGGAUUCAUACAGAUAGACAUGAAAUGUUGCUCUCCAAAUCUUAUCUUAAACAAAGCCACACCCACACACCUCACCCUCAGCCUACCCCUAACCCCCAGCCCUAGCCCCAGCUCUAGCCCACUUCCCCCCAGCCCAUGUCGAAGCCCCAGCCUCACCCCAGUCUCCUGCUCCAAGCUGAAAGGCAUCAGAGUAUCAGUGGUGGUUCAGAGUUUGGAGUUCCGGAAAACCACUCCUCCCAGUUUCAUCCAUGAACUUGUGAAGGACAUGCUGAAAGGAACGUAUGUCCACCAGAAUCAUGUGAUAGAUGUGGGUGACUAUGACACGGACAUUAAACUGAUCGUCAUCGAGAGCCUGAACCCAGAGUCCACCGUGGCUGGUUUGGUUACAUCUAAGACGGGGGUGGAAAUAACGGGGACGAGGACCCUCAGGCACUACAGAGGACAGCUACAGGAGCAGCCCCGGGUCCUACUGGGAGGACUGGAGGAGGUGAGGACCCAGGAUGAGGCUGCGUCUCAAUAGUCUACAGUGGCGUCCUCUUCUCCUCUCCUCCUCAAUAGUCAAUUUCAAUUGUCACAUCGUUCACUCUGAUGUGACUCAGUAGGUGAAAGCAAUAUGGACUCUAGGAUGCCUCUUGGGAAUGUAUUUUCUCUUCUCCUGAAGUCUUUAGUUAGUCAAUGCAGUUGGAGGAGAGGAGAUGAGUGGAGGAAGUCACUGUAGAUGAAGGACAGAAAGAACCUUUAGUCUCUGUCUAAUCAUGUCUUUAUUGUCUGUGAUUCCAGGUGUCAGCGUGUCUGAGAGAGAUGUUGCGCCUGCCCCUGCAGUACCCUGCUACCCUGGGCUCCCUGGGUCUGUCCUGCCCCAGAGGAGUGCUACUGGCUGGGCCCCCGGGGGUCGGAAAGACCCUGCUGGUCCGCUGCCUGGUGGGGGAAGUGGGGGCCAUCCUGAUCACAGUCAGAGGACCAGAGGUAAGAGGACACACACAGACAUACACAUACAGUGCAUUCGGAAAGUAUUCGGACCCCUUCCCUUUUUCCACAUUUUGUUACGUUACAGCCUUAUUCUAAAAUUGAUUAAAUUAUAUUUUUUCCUCAUCAAUCUACAUACAAUAUCCCAUAAAGACAAAGUGAAAACAGGUUUUUAGAAAUUUUAGCAAAUGUAUUAAAAAUAAAAUUUACAUAAGUAGUCAGACCCUUUGCUAUGAGCUCAGGUGCAUCCUGUUUCCAUUGAUCAUCCUUGAGAUGUUUCUACAACUUGAUUGGAGUCCACCUGUGUUAACUUCAAUUGAUUGGACAUGAUUUGGAAAGGCACACACCUGUCUAUAUAAGGUCCCACAGUUGACAGUGCAUGUCAGAGCAAAAACCAAGCCAUGAGGUCGAAGGAAUUGUCCGUAGAGCUCCGAGACAGGAUUGUGUCGAGGCACAGAUCUGGGGAAGGGUACCAAAACAUUUCUGCAGCAUUGAAGGUCCCCAAGAACACAGUGGCCUCCAUCAUUCUUAAAUGGAAGAAGUUUGGAACCACUAAGACUCUUCCUAGAGCUGGCCACCCGGCCAAACUGAGCAAUUGGGGGAGAAGGGCCUUGGUCAGGGAGGUGACCAAGAACCUGAUGGUCACUCUGACAGAGCUCCAGAGUUCCUCUAUGGAGAUGGGAGAACCUUCCAGAAGGACAACCAUCUCUGCAGCACUCUACCAGUCAGGUCUUGAUGGUAGAGUGGCCAGACGGAAGCCACUCUUCAGUAAAAGGCACAUGACAGCCCGCUUGGAGUUUGCCAAAAGGCACCUAAGUACAGCGAGAUCCUUGAUGAAAACCUGCUCCGGAGCGCUCACGAUCUCAGACAGGGGCGAAGGUUCACCUUCCAACAGGACAACGACCCUAAGCACACAGCCAAGACAACGCAGGAGUGGCUUCGGGACAAGUCUCUGAAUGUCCUUGAGUGGCCCAGCCAGAGCCCGGACUUGAACCCGAUCGAACAUCUCUGGAGAGACCUGAAAAUAGCUGUGCAGUGACGCUCCCCAUCCAACCUGAGAGAGCUUGCGAGGAUCUGCAGAGAAGAAUGGGAGAAACUCCACAAAUACAGGUGUGCCAAGCUUGUAGCAUCAUACCCAAGAAGAAUCGAGGCUGUAAUCGCUUCCAAAGGUGCUUCAACAAAGUACUGAGUAAAGGGUCUGAAUACUUAUGUAAAUGUCAAAUUUCCAUUUUUUAUUUUUUAUACAUUUGCAAACAUUUAUAAAAACCUGUUUUUGCUUUGUCAUUAUGGGGUAUUGUGUGUAGAUUGAUGAGGGGAAAAAAACAAUUUAAUCAGUUUUAGAAUAAGGCUGUAACGUAACAAAAUGUGGAAAAAGUCAAGGGGUCUGAAUACUUUCCGAAUGCACUGUAUAAACACAUACGCAUGGACACGCAUAGACAUAUAAACAUGAAUGCACACACACACACACAUAAUAUAACACACAAACAUACAGUCACAUACAUAUGCAUGCACAUACACACACAGUAUUACACAACACACAGUAUUAGACAACACACACUUGAAUACUUGCUUACAUGAAGCAACAUUUAACAUCAAACCGUUCCCAGCCUUCUUACCUAUGUUGUUUAGCUUGUGGGCUCGCUGUUACUCAAUACACACACACUGGCUAAAUGUAAUUGGACUUUACCCUGCCUCCUCCAUUCCCCAGGUAGUAGGGUCUCGGCCAGGGGAGAGUGAGGAGAGGUUGCGGGCGGUGUUUGGUCGGGCGCGGGCAGCGGCAGAGGAGGGGCCGUGUGUGUUGUUCCUGGAUGAGCUGGACUCUCUCUGUCCCAGACGGACUGGAUCCUCCGCACCCGAGAACCGGCUGGUCGCUCAGCUGCUCACGCUCAUGGACGGCAUGGACCAAUCAGAUCGCUUCCUCAUCGUAGGAGCCACCAAUCAGCCGGACAGCUUGGAUCCAGCGCUACGGAGGCCCGGGAGGUUCGACAGAGAGGUGACUUAAUAUUGUUAUUCAAGCUUAAUUAAAACCAGAAAGUUCCACAGAGAGGUACAGUAAUGAGUGUGUGUGUUGGUCUGUACAAUAAGACUAUCCUGUGUCUGUUGCCUCCAGGUGGUUAUCGGUGCCCCAUCAGGGCAGCAGUAGUUGUCUGUACUGUAAUGUACUCUGUCUACUCUCUCUCUCUGUUGUCCAGGUGGUUAUCGGUGCCCCUACAGCACAGCAGCGGUUGUCCAUCCUGUCAGUGCUGUGCCAGGCCAUGCCAGUGUGUGUCAGUGUGGACUGGGCAGAGCUGGCCCAGAGGACUACAGGGUAUGUGGGUGCUGACCUCAGUGCUCUCUGCCGCGAGGCUGCCAUGCUGGCUAUACGACACAACACACAGGUAAGCAUAGACACACACACAAACACCUUACACUGUAAAGUCAGCUCAUAUUGGUCCUUCGAGCCGGAUCAUCCACACUCACACACAAGACACCACACACAGGUAACCAGCAUACACACACUUGUUCUAACUUUUAUCCAGGUUAUUCUCAUUGAGAUAAAGUCUUAACAUUAUUGACUCAGCCUCCUGCUGUGCGUUGUGUAUGUUGUCAGGGUUCAGGGGAGCAGGCAAUCACCAUGGAACACUUCCUGUCUGCCCUGAAGACUGUCCGUCCGUCCUGUCUGAGGGGCAGUCUGGGACGGACAGACCUCCCAGCCGUCUCCUGGGAACAGAUAGGAGGCCUGGAGGAAGUCAAACUCAAACUACAACAGGUACUGCUGGAACUAUACCGGGCAAACAGCAGCAUUCCUUUGUUUAUUCAUCCAUUCAUUCAUUCACUAUUGCAUCCAUUCAUUCAUCCAUCCAUCCAUCCAUCCAUUUAUUUAACCAAGCACUGAAGAGCAGCAGGCAAUAACAGACACAAGGCUCUGCUCCAAAGUAGUGCACUAGAGUAUAGGGUGAAUAGGGUGUCAUUUGGGACUUGCCCUGACUUCCUGUCCUCUGUUUCUGCUCCCUCCCUGUAGAGUAUAGAGUGGCCGAUGCGUUACCCUGAGGCGUUUGUGCGUCUGGGUCUGUCCCGUCCCAGGGGGGUGUUGCUGUAUGGUCCCCCAGGCUGUGCUAAGACCACCCUGGUCAGGGCUGCAGCCACCUCCUCCCACUGCUCCUUCCUGUCAGUCAGCGGGGCUGACCUCUACUCUCCAUACGUAGGAGACUCGGAGAAGGCCCUGGCUCAGGUAGGGGUUUGGAGAACCCCUCGUCUUAACCGAAUUGUUCCUCUUUUUAUUGUACUAGCAUGCAGUGUUAGACAUUUUUUGAAGCAGUUCGACUUUGUUAUUUGGAGGAAUGUUGCUGUCAUGCUUUAAUCGAUAUAAUCACUUUGGUAGAUGUUAUUGUAUGUGUGCGUGUUUAACCAUGUGGUGUGUUCCUGUCUGUAGCUGUUUCGUCAGGCAAGGGCCUGCGCUCCCUCCAUCCUGUUCCUGGAUGAGGUGGACUCUCUGAUUGGCUCCCGGUCAGAAGGCCACGCCCCUCAGAGUGCCCAGACCCGCCUCCUGUCUGUGCUGCUGAAUGAGCUGGACGGGGUAGGCUUUAGGACCCUGGAGAGGAGAGGAGCAGGGAAGACCCUACAAGCUGAAGGAGUGCAGGAGCGCCACCAACAGGAACAGGUCAGAAAUUACAUCCUACUACUAGAGCACCAAUCAGAACUAGUCGUUUAAGGAAACAUACACCAUAUAAUCACACAAAAAACAUACACACAAACAGCACACUUUUUAUAUCGAUUCUGCUCAGAAUCACUGAUCUACAAAUCACUUAAAGAGUAGCAAUUCUGAGCUUCACAUUGCUCAAACUGAUCCCCUCAAACGCCCUGACAAUCUGCUCCUGUUGUUGUUAACAUGAUGUCCUGUCUGUCUGUCUACCCUCUCUGUCAGUUGGAGUACCAGGAGGUGUGUAACAAGGAAGUGAUGAUCGUAGCGGCCACUAACAGACCAGACUCUCUGGACAGCGCCCUCCUAAGGCCUGGGAGACUGGACCAGAUCAUCUAUGUACCCCCACCUGACCUACAGGUAACUAUUACCACCUUCACCUGAACUACAGGUAAAUAUUACCUCACUUUCACCUGAACUACAGGUAAAUAAUACCUCACCUGUAGGUAACUAUUACCACCUCCACCUGAACUACAGGUAAAUAUUACCUCACCUGUAGGUAUCUAUUACCACACCUUCACCUGAACUACAGGUAACUAUUACCACACCUUCACCUGAACUACAGGUAAAUAUUACCUCACCUGGAGGUAAAUAUUACCUCACCUGGAAGUAAAUAUUACCACACCUUCACCUGAAGUACAGGUAAAUAUUACCUCACCUGGAAGUAAAUAUUACCACACCUUCACCUGAACUACAGGUAAAUAUUACCACACCUUCACCUGACCUACAGGUACAUAUUGCUACACCUUCACCUGACCUACAGGUACAUAUUGCUACACCUUCACCUGUCCUACAGGUACAUAUUGCUACACCUUCACCUGCCCUACAGGUACAUAUUGCUACACCUUCACCUGCCCUAGAGGUACAUAUUGCUACACCUUCACCUGACCUACAGGUACAUAUUGCUACACCUUCACCUGACCUACAGGUACAUAUUGCUACACCUUCACCUGACCUACAGGUACAUAUUGCUACACCUUCACCUGACCUACAGGUACAUAUUGCUACACCUUCACCUGACCUACAGGUACAUAUUGCUACACCUUCACCUGCCCUACAGGUACAUAUUGCUACACCUUCACCUGCCCUAGAGGUACAUAUUGCUACACCUUCACCUGACCUACAGGUACAUAUUGCUACACCUUCACCUGCCCUACAGGUACAUAUUGCUACACCUUCACCUGACCUACAGGUACAUAUUGCUACACCUUCACCUGACCUACAGGUACAUAUUGCUACACCCUCACCUGACCUACAGGUACAUAUUGCUACACCUUCACCUGACCUACAGGUACAUAUUGCUACACCUUCACCUGAUCUACAGGUACAUAUUGCUACACCUUCACCUGACCUACAGGUACAUAUUGCUACACCUUCACCUGACCUACAGGUACAUAUUGCUACACCUUCACCUGACCUACAGGUACAUAUUGCUACAUCUUCACCUGACCUACAGGUACAUAUUCCUACAUCUUCACCUGCCCUACAGGUACAUAUUGCUACACCUUCACCUGACCUACAGGUACAUAUUGCUACACCUUCACCUGCCCUACAGGUACAUAUUGCUACAUCUUCACCUGACCUACAGGUACAUAUUGCUACACCUUCACCUGACCUACAGGUACAUAUUGCUACACCUUCACCUGACCUACAGGUACAUAUUGCUACACCUUCACCUGACCUACAGGUACAUAUUGCUACACCUUCACCUGACCUACAGGUACAUAUUGCUACACCUUCACCUGCCCUACAGGUACAUAUUGCUACACCUUCACCUGCCCUAGAGGUAUAAGACAAGGGUCUGAUGCGCCAGAUUGAUGUUGCUGUGACAUUUUUUAUCUCAGGUACAUGCCUCUGUGUCUGAUCAUCCCUCUGAUCGCACUCUCCCUCUUUCACCUCUCUCUUUCUCCUCUCCCCCUUUUCUCUUCUCCCUCUAUCUCUCCCCCCAGGCGCGUGUGUCCAUCCUGCAGGUGUGUACAGAGAAGAUGCCUCUGGAUGAUGAUGUGUGUCUGGAGGAGCUGGCUGAGCAGACUGACCUCUACUCUGGAGCAGACCUGGAGAACCUGUGCAGAGAGGUACCAAAACACCUAGCCCUUUUAACACGCCUCCCCUUUAAAUACAAUAUACUGUACCUGUCCCUUUAAUCCUUCGCAAUGAGGUACAGUAUACACCAAUACACCUGUCCCUAAAGUAUUUUUCUGAACGAGAAUACAGAUAAUGCUUUUACAGUGGGAUUUCUUCACCACAGUCACUUUUAGAAAAAUGCUUCAGAACAUUUGUAUGUUUUGGCCUCCCGAGUGGCGCAGCGGUCCAUGAGGCGUCGUCGGGUUUAGGGGAGGGUUUGGCCGGCUGGGAUGUCCUUGUCCCAUCGCGCUCUAGCGACUCCUUGUGGCGGGCCGGGCGCAUGCACACUGACUUCGGUUGCCAGCUGUACGGCGUUUCCUCUGACACAUUGGUGCAGUUGGCUUCCGAGUUAAGCGAGCAGUGUGUCAAGAAGCUGUGCGGCUUGGCAGGGUUGUGUUUUGGAGGACGCAUGGCUCUCGACCUUCGCCUCUCCCGAGUCUGUACAGCGAUGAGACUAUCUACUACAAAUUGGAUAUCACGAAAUUGGGGAGAAAAAGGGGUAAAAAGUACCAAAAAAUAAUAAUAUUUGUAUGUUUUAACCAUAGGAGAGAGAAUCGGCAAAGUGUUUGUUUAUACUAUAGAAAUAGAAUGAGAGCUGCGGGGGUUUAACUGUAAUGUUGUUGUCUGCAGGCGGCUCUAUCGACCCUCCAGGAGGAGAGUAUGGAAGCUUCUAGUAUCAAACACCGAUACUUCCUCCAGUCUUUACAGAGGAUGACUCCCUCUCUCUCGACCCAGCAACUACAGACAUACAAAAACCUCUUCAGAUGACAAACUACAGACCCACCUCAUCAUAUGAUGGCUGACAGAUGGGUCGGAUUUGGAAAGUAAAAUAAAAAAUCCAUUUUGUGAACUUCCAUUUUUUGGGGUCUGUUGGCUGUUUCUAU